AUGAGGCUUUCUGGGCCGCCGGUCAUUCAAGACUUUUUGCUGAGUCACGAAACUGGUGUUGGCGCACAGUUGACUUAUCGUUAUCUAAUGCAAAAGGCUUCUUGCCGAUCCAGCACUGGGCCUACUAAAACACAGGUAAACAUCCACAAAAAUAUAAUCGGAAAUGGAAAUGUGAUCGGCAUGGUUGGGAAUGUCAGCAAUUCCAAAGUUUUAUUGUCUUUGAAGAAAAGGGAUCAGGAAGGAAGAGCAGAAAACAUAGACGAUGGUGAGGCAGAUCCAAAUUAUAAUGAGGACGAUUAUAGUAACUGCGAUAUAGAUCCAAAUAUUGAGUUAUCAGGAACAGAUACCGGUCCAAAGUCACUUAAAGAUUGGGAUUAUUUAAAUUCAAGUGUCGAUUAUCCGCAUUAUGAUUUAUCAACUGAGAUCAAAGAUCUUUUCAUAGUACUAUUAGAUACCAAUUCGUUAAAUAAGUAUAAAAAGUGUCUUUAUAAUGUCACAUUUUACCGUGAAAAUGAUAUAGAAAUGAUAUUUGUAAUAGAUGUCUUAUUAUGGUAUGCAAAAAACGUAUUCAACACUACAUCGGCUUUCCAUAGUAUAAAUAAGAAUGAAGCAUUGUUGGGAUCGCUUAUGAUUCAUCCAGUACUACAAUACCUUGUAAACGCAACUAAGCAUGUUAUAUACGUGCCAGGUGAGAUUUAUCUUAAAGCUAGUGCUGAUGAGCCUUUAGGCAUGAAAGUCGAUGGUUCUUUCCAGUUCCCUGAUGAGAGAGGACUCGAGAUUGGCAUGGUUGAAUUAUCUGGUGGCUAUUUAACCAAGGACAGAGAUGUCAAUAUUUUUAAAUUCUAA
Molecule: messenger RNA, 846 nt
Organism: Dentiscutata erythropus
Lineage: Eukaryota; Fungi; Glomeromycota; Glomeromycetes; Diversisporales; Gigasporaceae
Source: the annotation of a GenBank genome assembly